Zingiber officinale is the source of this 1438-nucleotide messenger RNA. Its product is annotated as shikimate kinase 3, chloroplastic-like. Bases 222 to 1223 code for a protein of 333 amino acids. NCBI's taxonomy places the organism in Eukaryota, Viridiplantae, Streptophyta, Magnoliopsida, Zingiberales, Zingiberaceae. The record is from RefSeq and is a predicted model, not a curated record. Gene Ontology annotation, cellular component: chloroplast. Gene Ontology annotation, molecular function: shikimate kinase activity. The transcript has 9 exons.
UUACAAAACCGGAGGAUAUCCAGCGCCACCUGUCCGCUGCUUCUUGAUUGCCGGCGUGUACCUACCCCUGCCCUGACUGCUUCCCGUUGGGUCCCCUCUUUCAAAUCCUCGCUUCCAUCUUCCGUGGGCCACGGCUUGGUGCAGUCGCCGACCGCUGAUCUGUUAGGGAGGCCGAUCUUGGCCUCUGGUGAUCUGUAGUGGGUGAAGGCUUUUUGUUUGCAAUGGCGGCGGUGGCCGCUACGUCGAGCUUGCCUUCGUGUUCGUUUUUCGGUUUGGAUAAAACCGGAAGCGGAAGCAGUGGCUCCUUGAGACUUACAGAGGGAUUCUUUGAGCAGGGGAGGGUUUCGGCCAUUAGUUUUCGGAGGCGCGAGAAACUUGACGCUUCGAUCCGGUCCGGUCGGGCGGAGUUGAAGAUUUCGUGUUGUUUUAAGAAAAAUUCGGGAUCAGAGCGUUUUCAUCAUUCGGUUGAUGCAGCAUUGAUACUCAAGAAAAGGUCAGAAGAUGUCCUCCCCUACCUAAAUGGAAGAUGUAUCUAUCUUGUUGGAAUGAUGGGAUCUGGGAAGAGCACAGUAGGAAAGAUCUUGUCUGAAGUACUAGGUUAUUCUUUUUUUGACAGUGACAAAUUGGUCGAGCAAGCAGUUGGCAUUUCUUCUGUUGCUCAGAUAUUUGAACAGCAUAGCGAAACUUUCUUCCGGGAUAAUGAGAGUAAAGUGUUGAAGGAUCUGUCUUCUAUGAGUCGCUUAGUUGUUGCUACUGGUGGUGGUGCUGUGAUACGGCCGAUCAACUGGAAACACAUGAAUCAGGGAGUCACAGCUUGGUUGGAUGUUCCUUUGGAAGCUCUAGCCAAGCGAAUUGCUGCUGUUGGUACUGCUUCUCGCCCUCUUCUGCAUCAAGAACCUGGUGAUCCCUACACUAAGGCUUUUAAGAAGCUCACUGCACUUUCAGAGCAAAGAGGCAAGGCAUAUGCCAAUGCUCAUGCAAGAGUAGGCCUUGAAGAUAUUGCAUUAAGAAAAGGGCAUGGAGAUGUUUCUGCACUUACACCAACUGAUAUUGCACUGGAGGAAUGUUUUACGAUCUCAUGUUCAGUUGUGCUUUUCUUUUUCCUCCAGCUUUUAUUCGUUCAAAGAAUUGUGAAGUAUUAUUGUUCUGUUUUGCAGGCACUUGUAAUGAUCGAACACUUUCUAACCGAAGAUGCUGCCAUCAGAAAGGGUCAGUUUAUUUAGGGUCGGAGAGUAUCUCAUACAUGAUACAUGGUUCUUUUCUGCCUUCUCUUUGUACCAUUUUGAAAUUUUCUCAACUGUAAUGAGAAUUUUUUUCGCCAAUUAAUUGAUAAACAAAUUAGAUGCUUGAGGAAAAGUCCAGCAUCUUCCCAUUGUACGAUUUACAUUAGCAAUUUAAAUUUUGAUUUCAGAAUGCAUAAUCUUAUUUUAUUUGAACA